Melampsora larici-populina 98AG31 is the source of this 705-nucleotide messenger RNA. RefSeq lists its product as uncharacterized. NCBI's taxonomy places the organism in Eukaryota, Fungi, Basidiomycota, Pucciniomycetes, Pucciniales, Melampsoraceae. The record is from RefSeq and is a predicted model, not a curated record. The transcript has 3 exons. Bases 1 to 663 code for a protein of 220 amino acids.
AUGUCAGCCAUGCAAGAGGUCACCUUGAGAGCUUUUGCAUUAGUCCACAGACCUCAACAUCCAGACGAUCUGUCUGAUAAUGCCAAUAAGAAAGUACGAGUCUCAUCCAUGGGUCAAUCUCAAGCCGAUCAUGCUCCCCCGUCCUAUUGUAAUCAGCAGCAGAAUAACCCUUAUGGUCACCAACAAAACGGUCUCAAUCAUAAUCCACAGAUGCAUAACCUAUCUGAUAUGCGUACUCCUCUCAACUUUGAGAUGAUGGCCAACCCUUCGAUGGUAGGCACAUCGCAGGACCUCACAACAGAUUAUCACCAACGUGGAGCACGUGCUUCUGCUGGUUCUAGUCGUGCUGCAAGACCAGGUUCAGCUCCUUCUUCAAUGCUGAGUACUGUUACACCACCAGCAAGAACGAUGAUACCAACUCAUUCAUCUACAUCUCAAUUAGCUACCCCACUUAUGAAUCAAAUGCGAACUUCUUCAAUCCUCGAUACCCAUAAUCAUCGAGGUUCGCCAUUAAUGGGAAACUCAUCAAACGGACGAAUGCCUAACAAUAUGAUUGGUCAAGCUCAUCCUCAUGUACCUAAUAAUAAUAAUAAUCGACCACCUUCGAUGAUGGAACCUCAGCACGUACUAGAUACACUCGUUCAAAUGGCACAUUUGCAAUAAUCCUUUUACUUUUUCUUUUCCCUUUACCAAAACCAUUUCCCU